AUGCAACUUCUCGACGAAUUAGCUAUGAUUUACUUGGAGUGCAUCUUGGCAUACGCAGUUUUUGCACACCGCAAACCACCUUUGGCUCGUAUCCUCAUUGCUAUCUCAAUUUCUGCAAUGGCAAUCUUCAUUACUUUGUACUAUCACUACCUUCAGGACCCGGUCUUUCAUCAGAAUAUGUUCGCCCUGAUAACUGCCGUGGUGGUAUUCCGCAGUAUGUGGAUAAUGGAACAUAUACUCAAUCCCAAUCGCCGUGGAAGCGUCGGAAAGGUCAACACCACAGAACAGAAGAGAAGAGAUGAGAGAGAUUCUCACAUUCUGAAAACCAUGUGGAGGUUGAAUUAUAUAGGAUUGAGUUAUGUAGCCAUCGCAUUUGCCAUCUGGAAUUUGGAUAAUAUUUAUUGUGGGAAGAUUAGGAGAUGGAGAAGGGAGGUCGGAUUGCCGUGGGGAAUUCUUUUAGAGGGACAUGGAUGGUGGCAUAUUCUGACUGGGAUCGCCGCUUAUAAUAACCUUACCUGGUCGAUUUGGUUGCGAUAUUGCCGCGAUGGGAAGCAAGAUCUUGUGGAAUUGGAUUGGUCGUCAACUUUCACUUCGAUGCCCGUUGUGGUUAGAGCCAAGUCUCAAGAGAAGGAGCUAUAA
This is a messenger RNA of Sclerotinia sclerotiorum 1980 UF-70, 639 nucleotides long. RefSeq lists its product as hypothetical. Gene Ontology annotation, cellular component: endoplasmic reticulum membrane. The record is from RefSeq and is a predicted model, not a curated record. NCBI's taxonomy places the organism in Eukaryota, Fungi, Ascomycota, Leotiomycetes, Helotiales, Sclerotiniaceae. The transcript is spliced from 2 exons. Gene Ontology annotation, biological process: ceramide catabolic process; ceramide biosynthetic process. Bases 1 to 639 code for a protein of 212 amino acids.